CUCUUGUGUCUCUCUCUCUCUAGAUUUUCUCUUUCCCUCUCCCUUUCCCCCUCUCUCUAUAUCGACGCGUAUCAAUCUAUACCGACAUACGCACGGAGGCGUGUUCUUCUUCUCCAGCGGUGUUGGUUUCAAAUCCAUGCGAAUUCAAAUUUGUAAUGUGAGUUAGAAGAAGGGAUAAGGCUUGGGGUUGUUGGUCAGGAAGUGAAGUUAGGGUUUUUGGCUUUGCGGAACACGGAGAGCCUUUUGCUUUUGCGUUUGGCUGUUGAUUUCUCGAUCGAUCUGGAGAUGGAUUCGAAAGAUUCGCCGUCGUCUUCGUCUGCGCUAGUGGUCGCCAACAGGGACGCCCCGCCGGCGGAGGACGAUGUCGUGCUGUCCGUAGUCGCGAGGGAUGCCGGCGCGGCCUUCCACUCGGGGAAGUUUGCGGAAUGUAUGGAUUUGCUGAACCAGCUAUUGCAGAAGAAAGAGGACGAUCCCAAGGUUCUUCACAAUGUUGCUAUUGCAAGGUACUUUCAUGAUGGUUGUUCAGAUCCUCAGAAGUUAAUAGAAGUUCUUACCAAUAUUAAGAAACGAAGUGAUGAGCUGGCUUUUGCAUCUGGAGAACAUGCAGAUGCUGUUAGCAGUGUAGAGAGUGAUACUCUGUCUGGAUCUAAAGGAACUGACUUGGCUCAUUCUAAUAGUUCAAUUACUGUUUACAACGAUUUGGACACUUCUGUGUUGAUGCUAAAUAUGGCGGUUAUCUGGUUUCAUCUUCAUAAAUAUGCGAAGGCAUACCCAAUUCUGGACUCUUUGUAUCAAAAGAUUGAACCAAUAGAUGAGGCAACAGCUCUUCGUAUUUGCCUUCUAUAUCUGGAUGUUGCAUUUGCUUCUGAGGAUCUGUGGAAAUUUAUUGAUGUAAUUAAUUAUGUGGAGAGAGCCUAUUGUGUCAGCAAUGUGGUCAGUCAAAGUGACAGUGGAGCCUCUAUGCAGCAACAGUCUUCCAACCUAGUGGCAAAAUCUUCUUCAUUUCCAAACAACCCAACUGCCACAGAUGCUUCUGUUACUGAUUCAGUUGCUACCGCCAAUGUGUCUGAAGGUCUAUCUAGAACUUUGUCAGAGGAGAACCUUGAAACUUUAAUUUCAACGAUUGACAUGAGUGGACAGACCUUAUCAAGACCAUCAGGCCUCCAGCCCUCAAAUGACCUUUCAAGGAUCCCAGCUGAUCAUUCCAUUACAACCAGUGAUCUCAGACUCAAAUUGCACCUUUACAAGGUUCGGCUUCUGCUGCUUACUAGGAAUCUAAAGGCAGCCAAGCGUGAAGUUAAGACAGUUAUGGCUAUGAAUGUAGCACAUGGGAAAGAUUCUUCCAUGGCUCUCCACUUGAAGUCCCAGCUUGAGUAUGCUCGAGGGAACUACCGUAAAGCAAUCAAGCUCUUGAUGGCCUCAAGUAAUCGAACAGAAACUGGAAUCUUAAGCAUAUUCAAUAACAAUCUGGGGUGCAUCUAUUAUCGACUUGGGAAAUAUCACUCAUCAGCUGUAUUCUUCUCCAAGGCUCUGAGUAACCGUUCAUUGCUUAGGCAGGAAAAGCCUUUAAAGCUCUCAACUGUUUCACAGGACAAAUCUCUCCAAAUAACAUACAACUGUGGGGUGCAGUACCUGGCUUGUGGGAAACCAUUACUUGCUGCUCGCUGUUUCUACAAGGCCAGUUUAAUUUUUUACAAGUGGCCUCUCUUGUGGCUGCGAAUUGCUGAAUGUUGUAUAAUGGCUCUAGAGAAGGGACUUCUGAAAUCCAAUUCAGCCCAAUCUAAUAGAUCAGAGGUUAAAGUUCAUGUUGUUGGACAGGGACAAGGGAGGCAUCUCGCUAUUAGAGACGGUAUUUCAGCUAACACAGAGGUGGAUUUUGUUGGAAAGUAUGAUUGGCCUUUGUGGGAUGAUAAGCAGCCAAAUCUCUCAUUGAUCCUUGCCCGUCAAUGCCUGCUCAAUGCCCUGCACUUGUUGGACUGUUCAGAAACAAAAUAUUUGAAAUCUGGUUUGCUUCAUAGUUCAGCCUCACAGGAAAAUGAAUCAAAAGAGACAGCGUCCUCUAAGGUUGCUAGUUACAAGAAUGUAUCUGGUGGUGAUUCUAAGGCAUCCAAUCUGAUGGUUGGCUCUGGUCAAGGUAACGCAAAUGGAGAUGCCAAAGAGCAAAAAAGUGGAAAUAGUCCUAAUGCCACCUUACAGAGCUCCAUAUUGGACUACGAGGAUAUUUGUAGAAGACAGAAUCAGAAGAUCAAGCAAGCUGUUCUGGCUGACUUGGCAUAUGUAGAGCUAGCAUUAGAGAACCCUGUGAAGGCCCUGGCAGCAUCACGAUCACUCUUAGAGCUACCAGAACAUUCGAAAAUAUACACCUUCCUUGGCAACAUAUACGCGGCUGAAUCUCUGUGUCUUCUAAACCGGCCAAAGGAAGCUGCAGAGCAUUUGUUAAGCUAUUUGUCUGGCGGAAGCAAUGUUGAACUGCCAUACAGUGAAGAGGACCGUGAAGAAUGGCGCGCUGAGAAAAGUAUUGAUUCUGAAGAGCCAAAUAAUGGGUUACUGUCUGCCAAGAACAACUCUUCACUUGACGAGGCGCAAGAUUUUGUGAUUUUAAAUCCCGAAGAGGCCCGUGGUGCUCUUUGUGCAGACCUAGCUGUGAUGUUUGCGAUGCAGGAGGAUCUUGAGCAGGCUCAGCAUUUCGUGGCACAAGCUUUAUCCAGCAUUCCCCGCAGUCCAGAAGCUAUUCUCACAGCUAUUUUUGUGGAUCUCGUGGCUGGGAAGACGAAAGAAGCAGUCUCCAAGAUGAAACAGUAUGGUCGCUUCACAUUCCUGCCCAGCGAUACAACGGCCAAAAGCUCUUCUUGUUGAUGUGUUGUCUCAGUGAGCUUUUAGUUUGUGGUACUCCAGCGCCCACCCCUUUGUUAGGUUACAGGUCCAAACGUCCAUUUUAGGAGCAUUUGUAACAUAUAUAUAGUUUUCAGCCCAAAGAAUAAGAUUUUCUUUUUUUUAAUUUCCUUUUUUAACAUUUUCAUCUUCUGGAAAUUUUCAUCUGUAGGGUGUAACUGGUGGCGUGGCUGAAAAUAUUUUGUUCGUCACAAAAAAAAUGCCCACCCAUAAGGUCUGAGGUGUAGUUCUGAUUCCAGAUUAUUUUGUUUUAGUGGCUAAUUGGGUUGGCAUUCAAGGUUAUAGAUUUUCUCGAGAAAAAUUGACUCUGAAGGAAAUUUGCUCCUAGGUGUCAGUCAAAUUCAAGGACGUUCCUUCUCCAA
Diospyros lotus (date-plum) is the source of this 3254-nucleotide messenger RNA. RefSeq lists its product as uncharacterized. Gene Ontology annotation, biological process: negative regulation of translation; mRNA catabolic process. Bases 286 to 2856 code for a protein of 856 amino acids. Gene Ontology annotation, molecular function: protein binding. The transcript is spliced from 6 exons. Gene Ontology annotation, cellular component: CCR4-NOT complex. NCBI's taxonomy places the organism in Eukaryota, Viridiplantae, Streptophyta, Magnoliopsida, Ericales, Ebenaceae. The record is from RefSeq and is a predicted model, not a curated record.